AUGUCCCGCCGCCUCGCGACAGCCUCAAAGCUUCUCGUCCCAGCAGCUCUCUCACCAGAGACAUUCGGCUCAACGAUAGAGUUGGACCUCUGCCACCACUUCCGAACAUACACAGUAUCAGAACUCGCGAGUUCUCUCAACGCGAUGAGUUUCUGGCACGCAUAUGCGUUGCCACUCAGCCAGACUUCAAAACCCGUCAAGGCUGCUAUUGGGGCGUUGGGAGGGGCGCACAAGGCGUUCAAGCUUCAGACCCAGACGGAUUCGUUAACGCAAUCGCUUGCUCAAUCUUACGAAAUCGCAUCUAUUCAGCAGUACAACAAUGCUAUUCGGGUGAUGCAAGAGUAUAUGAACUCGCCUGAUAAGGACUUUCAGGUUAUUCUAACAUGUUGUUUAAUAUUUAUCUGCACAGAGAGUCUUUACGGGCGUUACAAGAACGUCACGCGGCACUUGGAAGCUGCAUUUUCACUGCUGAACUCGUGCGAUCGAUGGGGUCUAGCGAAGUUUAUGGAAAACAUUGGCCCUUCGUUAUGCGGCCUGGCCUCUGAUCUAUUCUUCUACGUGGGGGACAACCAUUCCCCCAAGCUUGUCGCGGAGAUUACGGAAUGGGCUGAUAAGCAGGAUCCGAUUGAUCUAGAAGUACCGGGGGAACCUUUUAUUUCUGCACAAGCUGCAGCUGCGGCACUGACACACGUCGAGACGCUUUGCGAUGUAGAACUGUACGCCGAAUGCCCAGAUUGCACAGAUGGGAAGCUAUGCGGCGAUGGUGGGGUUUCAUGCGCACAACGAGAUAAAGAGUUAGUCUCAGAAGCAUUCUACCAUCACUGGAGCGCACGAUAUCAAGCUUUCAGAAAGACAUUUGAUCCAUCCAAGGCCUCAGAGUCAGAGCUGUUUCGGUUCAAAGUACUCGAGUGCGAAGAGACGACAUGGCAGGCGACUUUCAAGCUCAACCACAUCGACGACGACCUCGAAACAGCGGAUUGUAUCGAGAUACUGAAGAAGGCGGAAGAGGUCAUCAAGAUGACGCAAAGCGACAAGGGUCAGAUCUUUACAUUCCAGGCGAAUCUGGUCCCACCAAUAUCCUACGUUAUAAUAUCAUGCCAGGACACGAGCGUGCAAUGGGAGGCGGUGAGGCUUCUAAGGUGUUUGGGGAGACGGGAGGGCGUUUGGGAUAGUAGGAGGAUGGCGGAUAUUUACACGAAUAUGAUUAACGCAAAAGCACAGAAGUUGCUGACGUGGGAGGAAAUUCCGGCUGAUGUGCCACAGCUGACUGAGCUCCUUGGGUCGCUGAAGAUGUGA
Messenger RNA from Fusarium musae, 1296 nucleotides. RefSeq lists its product as uncharacterized. The coding region runs from base 1 to 1296 and encodes 431 amino acids. The record is from RefSeq and is a predicted model, not a curated record. The transcript has a single exon. NCBI's taxonomy places the organism in Eukaryota, Fungi, Ascomycota, Sordariomycetes, Hypocreales, Nectriaceae.